CUUCCAAAUAAAUCCCUUUCAUUUUCUCUCAUUGCUAAAACUACUCAUUAUUCAAAUCCCUAAAUUAAAACCAUGCAAGAAGAACCCAGAGAAGUUGUUACAAGCUUCAAUUACUUACUCCCAAAUAAUAAUAUUAAUAACACAAACCCAUCUCCAUACCCUCUUAACUACACUACAAUUCAAAACAAUAACAACUACACUCCCACGACAAGAUUUUGCAACCAAAUAUACGCGAAUUUCCCAAAUUACCCUCACCACCAGCAAAUGUUCUCCUCCGACUUCAGUCCUCAGUCGUCCUACUCAUACAUAAGCAUGAGUAGUAAUUCGACUUCGGACGAAGCGGAGGAGCAGCAACUGAGCCUCAUCAACGAGAGGAAGCACCGGAGGAUGAUAUCGAACCGCGAGUCGGCUCGAAGAUCGAGGAUGAGAAAGCAAAGGCACCUUGAUGAGCUGUGGUCACAAGUGGUUUGGCUGAGGAACGAGAACCACCAGCUGAUGGAGAAGCUCAACCAUGUCUCGGAGUGCCAUGAACAAGUUCUUCAAGAGAAUGCUCAGCUCAAAGAAGAAGCUUCCGAGCUUCGACAGAUGCUUAGUGACAUGAAGAUUCAUAGCCCUAAUCAUCUUCCUCCUCCUCCAUUAUUGGAAGAAGAUGUUCCUAAUUCUUGCGCCUCAAACCAAUCUCUUUCAAGUUCUAUGGACCUUGUUGCUUGAUUUCAUUCACUACCUUCCAAUUUGUGACUUCUAUAAUAUCAUAGUCACAUUGCGAUUGUUAAUUACUCCUUCGCUCUCAUAAUCCUAGUUUAUAAUUAAUUUAUU
Messenger RNA from Arachis duranensis, 816 nucleotides. Its product is annotated as basic leucine zipper 43-like. The record is from RefSeq and is a predicted model, not a curated record. Lineage: Eukaryota; Viridiplantae; Streptophyta; Magnoliopsida; Fabales; Fabaceae. Gene Ontology annotation, molecular function: DNA-binding transcription factor activity. Bases 73 to 711 code for a protein of 212 amino acids. The transcript has a single exon. Gene Ontology annotation, biological process: regulation of DNA-templated transcription.